Messenger RNA from Papilio machaon (common yellow swallowtail), 729 nucleotides. RefSeq names its product mediator of RNA polymerase II transcription subunit 20 (gene MED20). The record is from RefSeq and is a predicted model, not a curated record. Bases 70 to 696 code for a protein of 208 amino acids. Lineage: Eukaryota; Metazoa; Arthropoda; Insecta; Lepidoptera; Papilionidae. Gene Ontology annotation, molecular function: transcription coactivator activity. The transcript is spliced from 4 exons. Gene Ontology annotation, biological process: regulation of transcription by RNA polymerase II. Gene Ontology annotation, cellular component: mediator complex.
GCUAGUUACGAGCUUUUUCCACAUAUUUUUAAAAGACGAGGAAAGCUACGAAUAUAUGCGAAGUUAAAAAUGGGAGUUACAGUUUUGCAGCAGUAUCCAGUCCCAGAGAACAAAACCGGCACAUAUGUUAUUGAGUUGCUUACGAAACGUAUUCUAGCAUUAGGUGCGUCACAGCAAGGACAGUUUUUAGUGGAUUGUGAAAGCUACUUGUCUCAUCCUCAGAUGGGUACAACCAAAACAGUACACAUACUCCACAACUCAGAGCAACCUGCUUCAGUUUUCUCCAUCUUAGAAAGUGGUACGAAAAACAUUCAUGUUAUAGCCGAUGGAUUAUUUGACUUACUUAUGAUGAAAUUAUCUCAGCACUACACAUCAAAGAAGCAGACGAAAAUAGAAAGCAAAGGUCCAAGAUUUGAACUGGGUGAUUUCUGUGUUAAACUUGGCUCAGUUACAAUGAAUCAAAACUUUAAGGGUAUAUUGAUUGAGGUGGAAUAUCGGCCAUGUGUAAUGGCCAAUGCUGUCUGGGGUCUACUCCGUGAGUUCCUACAAGGUCUUUUAGGACCUACAGUGCCAGUACAGCCUCCACAACACUUGAUGAGCAGAAUGAAUGAGAUAUACACACCUAUAGACACAAUAUACCAAUAUCUAGAACAUUUUAGUGCUUAUAGAAAAGUUACUGGAAUGAGAAAUAAUUAGUGACAGUGAUUUGUGCUAAAAGACAUAUAUUUU